AUGAACGCUCCCGCCGGUGUGUGACGUAAUACAAGCUUGUUCCUUCUUGGCUGUUACCAGUGGAGACAAUAUGGCGGCCAGCUGGUACAAAAACAACAAGCGACUUCGAAUCACAGUUGAAAGAUGCGUGCAUGCACACCCCACAUGUGCGAGAGAGACAUAGAUCACCGGAGAGAAAAGGACGGACCCCCCAAGGAAGAGUGGAGUGAUGAAGCACGGAGGCCCGCCACGAGUCGCAAGGACAGAGCACGUAUGAUGAUGGCACCAUCAAAUUUAAUGGGCUACAUGAGAAGGUCGGAUCAUAAAGACUGACAGUCACUCUGCUUGCAGAGGUCAGUGUGACGGCCAAAAUCCUCCAUCACUCUCACUAUCUGAUGAAGAGUGAAAGGGAGCGCAGACGGGCAGAGGAGCAGGGCCACAUGUUUCUUUCACCUUCUCUGCUUAACUCGAUGAAGACAAAAUACGAAGUAAGAGAGGCUGUAGGAGCCCAGGUCCUCAUUUAACUCCUUCAUGAUGGCGUUCCUGCAGCAGAUGCGCUCCCCACGUUUGUCCUUCCUCCAGACAGUUGUGUCUCUCUUCAUGGGCGGCAUGGCCCUCAUGUCCUCCUACUGGUGCGUGGGUAAACAGAAGGUGCCAAAGCCACUGUGUUCAGCCACCAAGCAGAGCAACUGCAUCCCCGUCCCCGGCCUCUCCAACUCCAACAUCCAGUUCUCCUGGGAGACGGGGGAUGACCGCUUUGUCUUCCCCAGCUUUCAUACUGGCCUGUUCGUCAUGUGCCAGGAGAACAUCUACACAGACGCAUGGGAGGAGAAGUGUCGAGGCUUUUAUACUUUGACUCCAGGAUCUGAAAAAGCGAUGAUGUGGCUGUCACUGUCAAUGGAGAUCAUGUAUGUCGGUCUGCUGGUAAUCAGCUGCACACUGCUGUCUGUGCAGUUGUGUAUCAGGGCCUGGUGCCCCUCCACGCAGCGCUGGGGCCAGCUGCUCAACGCUUUCGCUGCUGUCUUCACCGUCCUGGGAGGUCUGCUUGGGAUGGUGGGUCACAUGAUGUUCAUGCAGGUGUUUCAGACCACUGCUUCAAAUGGACCAGAGGACUUCAAGCCUCACAGCUAUGGCUACUCCUGGGCGUUCUAUGUGGCCUGGUUCGCCUUCACCGUCUGCAUGUCCGCCGGCGUCUCCACUCUCAACAACUACACCAAGAAGGUCCUGAUGGUGGGGCCCAGACACAGCUCCAGCCUCAACGCCUGCAGCUUUAACUUUGUGGGGCUCCUGCCACCUUAUUACACCCCUGGGAACCCACCCAUGACCCUGGCCUGCCCCCCGUCUCCUCCCCGGAUCUCCCACUUGUCUCCCUACUAUAAGCCUCUGCCAGCAGAGGUGCCAGCUUCCACUCCGAGGCUCACGCACUCCCACUCCCUGCCUCUACCCCACUCUGACUCCUUCCCUCCUCCCCCCUCGCACCCUGCGCCUGCAUCACCGUUCCACCGCCUGUCCCUCCCCUCUCCAUCUCAAUCACCUCCUCCGUCCGUCUCUGUCCACCUGACCCUCCCUGCACACCAGGAGAGCCAGUAUGGACCAGAGGAGGACUACAGCCCACUUUGAAUAUCCAGACUGGAGUCUUUCUGUGACUAGACGACAGAUGCCAGCCCUGGCAUCGCAGUUUAAUGUUUCUUAUUGUCUGACUUUACAUAGUCAGCAGUCCAGUGACCUGAUGAAUCAGCUUUGAUCAAAAUCAGUUCAGCCCAGUCGCCAGAAGAAAAUAUUGGUACUGUACGUUUCUGCAAACCACAAAGGCAUUUGCACUUUUAAUACGUAUCACAUCACAGUUUCUAAAGUGACGUAGUACAUGAGCUGACUUUGUUUUCGGGAGGUGGAGGGGAUGGAGGAUGGAGUGUCACCUUGGCAAGAUGCUUGCCUCAUGCCGGACCAAAAACUAGACGAUUUUUAGUGCCCGUUGUUUUGGUUUUUUUCAGCAGCUUUUCAGCCCCCAAACUUGAGUGUUCUUUUGCAACCUGUCGCUGUUUUCCAGUGGGGAAAAUGGCAUAAAAAGCAUACAGAAGGCUAUAUAUGAACAGAUUUUCUCUCUCUAGCGAGGGUAGACUCGAGGAUCUCAGGUCAGGACCUGGAGCAUACGUAGUCAGAGGCUCAACUGUAUAACGAGGCUAAACCAUGCUGAGAAUACAAAAGUAUGAAUAAGCUUUUGUAGGUCAGGAAAAGACACAGCUGAUUUGAUUUUGGUAAUAUUUCUCAGGUGGAAGUAACAGGAUUUAAUUAGAUUAUUGACACAUGGAUCAAAGUUCAACUGAGAAUCUAAAGUGAUGCCUGAAUUUCUCUUUCUUGGUCCGCUGAUCCUAAUUACUGUAAUUUCAGUUACUGUGUGUCCCUCUGCUGACCAGUGCUGGAUGUAAUUAUGUACAUUUACUGAAGUACUGUACUUAAGUACUUUUAUUUUACUUUAGUAUUUUAAUCUCAUGCCACUUCCUACUUCUACUCCACUAAAUUUAAGAAGGAAACAUUGUACUUUUAAUCCACUACAAUUAUUUGAUAACUUUAGUUACUUUACAAAUUAAGAA
Messenger RNA from Epinephelus fuscoguttatus (brown-marbled grouper), 2570 nucleotides. RefSeq names its product germ cell-specific gene 1-like protein. Gene Ontology annotation, cellular component: plasma membrane. The record is from RefSeq and is a predicted model, not a curated record. The transcript is spliced from 8 exons. NCBI's taxonomy places the organism in Eukaryota, Metazoa, Chordata, Actinopteri, Perciformes, Serranidae. The coding region runs from base 511 to 1599 and encodes 362 amino acids.